Messenger RNA from Doryrhamphus excisus (bluestripe pipefish), 960 nucleotides. RefSeq names its product pleiotrophin (gene ptn). The record is from RefSeq and is a predicted model, not a curated record. Gene Ontology annotation, molecular function: growth factor activity. Lineage: Eukaryota; Metazoa; Chordata; Actinopteri; Syngnathiformes; Syngnathidae.
CCCACCCACCCACCCACCGACCCACACACACACAGUCAGUCCACAAAGAGCCAGAAGGAGUGGUGGUGGUGGAGGUUCUCCAUGAAAAGAGCUUAGAGGAAGACUUUUCUCUCAGCGCUGACACACAACGAGCAGACCUCCGGAUAAAGAUGCACAUGCAGAAGCAGUGGACGCGGGCGGCCAUGAUGGCCCUGCUGGUGCUGGCGGCCAUGGCGGCCGAGGGCGGCAAGUCUGAGAAACAAGGCAAGAAGGAGCGCAAGUCCGACUGCGGCGAGUGGCAGUGGAGCGUCUGCGUGGCCAACGAGGGCGACUGCGGCCUGGGCACCCGCGAGGGGACGCGCACCGGCACCGACUGCAAGCAGACCAUCAAGACGCAGCGCUGCAAGAUCCCCUGCAACUGGAAGAAGAAGUUUGGAGGGGAGUGCAAGUACGACUUCCAGGCCUGGGGGGAGUGCGACCCGGCCACGGGCAAGAAGAACAGGACGGGCGUCCUGAAGAGGGCGCUCAUGGACGCCACCUGCGCCCCCACCGUCACAGCCAGCAAGCCUUGUGGGAAGAUUCCCAAGACUAAGAUGCAAGAUGCCAAGAAGCAGAAGAAAGAAGGCAAGAAGCGAGAGCGCGGCCAAAUGGACUGAUGGCGAGGAGGAUGAGGAUGGCGAAGCGAGCGGAGGAGGACGACGACGAUGACGAUGACGAUGAAGACUAUUCCAAGGUGUCCUGUAGUAUCGGAGGGCGGUAGCAGACGUCGGCACGUCCAGAUGUUAACUGGUAGUCAAACCAAGACGCUGUACAUGACCUUUAACCUUUUAACCCCUCUUUUCUUUGAUCGGUUUAUUCCCGGUACCUCAGUUUGUUGACUUUGUAAUCCCGAUUAACGUCAGCUAACCCCCCCCCCCCCCACCCCACCCCCCACCUCUCUUCCCUGAAGGAAUAAAUAAUAAAAAACAGAUUUCAAACAUU